Protopolystoma xenopodis is the source of this 213-nucleotide messenger RNA. The record is from the annotation of a GenBank genome assembly. NCBI's taxonomy places the organism in Eukaryota, Metazoa, Platyhelminthes, Monogenea, Polystomatidea, Polystomatidae.
AUGGGACAAGUGGGUUUGGCCACUUCAUUUUUCACUGACAAAAAUCAAAAUGUUGUCCGUGAUUUGAUCGAAUUACUUCGUGAAUCGAAGCAGCCUGUACCAGAUUGGCUUAAUUCACGUUCCACUAUGCUCUCAGUUGAAAACGGUGGGCGUGGAAAGCGACGGUCCGGUGGCGGAGGUCCAGGCAACGGAGUAAAUCAAAACCGACGGUGA